AUGGAAGGAUCAGAAGCCGAAAGACAAAUCGAUGGAUUACGGGCAUCUAUCGCACCACAGCUGUCUCCUACAAUAAAUAGAAUAACAAUAGUAGGACCACGUGUCAGAGCUAUUAAGAGAACCAGUGCACUGACUGUGAAACCUAAUAAUGAUGAAAUUAAUCGUUCAGCUGUAGCAUCCUUUCAGUGCCCAGUUGCCAUGCACCUCGAACGAUACACGAGGACUGAGACACUGCCAUGUUGCCCAAGCCUGGACGGAGACAAUGGCGGUACCAGGGUUAGGUUCGAACCACAGACCUUUCGGUUAGUGAGUUUGCGCCUCAACUACUGA
Molecule: messenger RNA, 330 nt
Organism: Opisthorchis viverrini
Lineage: Eukaryota; Metazoa; Platyhelminthes; Trematoda; Opisthorchiida; Opisthorchiidae
Exons: 2
Coding region: 1-330 (109 amino acids)
Source: RefSeq, a predicted model, not a curated record